AACUGCGCAUCACGACUCGCCCUGUGGCUCAUAUUAGCGACAGAAAUGAACAACUCCAUGGAUGUGAUGUGGAUCGAUAUCUGACCAGCUCGAUUGAUUAUCAAGAAAUCCGUUAAAUAUAUCGGUGUUAUAGACAGCUGGCAGGUGAUUUGUGAAAUAUCGUGUUCCUCCUUCCUGUUAAGGGACUGAACAUUGAACAUUGAGGUUUCUGGCCCGCAGGAGGAGGAGGAAAGCUCAUUCAAUGUCUGCGCUGGCAGCAGUGAAUGGUUCAGCGGCAGCGGUGCCAACAGCCGUCGUCCCAUGAGUUUUCUUUUGGCCUGAGCUGUCUGCUUUGGGCUCCGGCCUGGUUCGUCUGGAUCUCUGUGCCUCCGGCGCCGCAGUCAUGGAUCACCCCAGAGAGAAGGAGGGUGAGAGGCCGGUGAGGAGCAGUAAAGUGGCCCAGGGGCGCAGCGGGCACUCGCGGCCCUCCAGCUCUGCAUCCUCUGGGGUCCUCAUGGUGGGACCAAACUUCAGAGUUGGAAAGAAGAUUGGCUGUGGCAACUUUGGAGAGCUGAAGCUCGGAAAGAAUCUCUAUACCAAUGAGUACGUUGCAAUAAAGUUGGAACCUGUGAAAUCAAGGGCCCCACAGCUUCAUUUGGAGUACCGGUUCUACAAAACAUUAGGCAGUGCAGUAGAGGGUCUGCCUCAGGUCUACUAUUUCGGGCCCUGUGGGAAAUACAACGCCAUGGUUCUGGAGCUGCUCGGCCCCAGUCUUGAGGAUCUCUUUGACCUGUGUGACCGAACAUUCUCCCUCAAGACCGUCCUGAUGAUCGCCAUUCAGCUGAUUUCCCGCAUGGAGUAUGUGCAUUCUAAAAACCUCAUCUAUAGGGACGUGAAGCCAGAGAACUUCCUCAUCGGUCGGCAAGGAAACAAGAAGGAGCACAUCAUUCACAUCAUAGACUUUGGCCUUGCGAAAGAAUACAUUGACCCAGAAACCAAAAAACACAUUCCUUACCGGGAGCACAAGAGCCUUACGGGCACAGCUCGAUACAUGUCUAUUAAUACACAUUUAGGGAAAGAGCAAAGUCGGAGGGAUGACCUUGAGGCCUUGGGUCACAUGUUCAUGUAUUUCCUCCGGGGUAGUCUCCCUUGGCAAGGACUAAAAGCUGACACACUGAAAGAACGCUACCAGAAGAUUGGGGACACAAAGCGAAACACUCCCAUUGAAGUUCUCUGUGAGAACUUUCCCGAGGAGAUGGCCACCUAUCUGCGCUAUGUCCGGCGGUUGGAUUUCUUUGAGAAGCCAGAUUAUGAAUACUUGCGGACCUUAUUUACGGAGUUGUUUGAACGAAAAGGAUAUACCUUUGAUUACUCUUAUGACUGGGUUGGCAGACAGAUUCCCACUCCAGUAGGGUCGGUCCACGUGGACUCAGGGGCAUCUGCCAUCACACGUGAGAGCCAUGCACACAGAGACAGACCCUCUCAGCACCAGCCAUUAAGGAAUCAGACGGCCAUCUCCGACCGCAGAGGAGCUUGGGAGGUUCAGCCCAACCGCCAGACAAACUCCUCCUACCUGACCUCACACCUGGCAGCGGACAGGCACGGGGGCUCAGUGCAGGUGGUGAGCUCAACUAAUGGUGAACUGAAUGCCGACGACCCGCUGGCGGCCCACUCGAACGCACCAAUCACAGCACAGGCAGAGGUGGAGGUGGUGGAUGAGGCCAAGUGCUGCUGUUUCUUCAAGAGGAAGAGGAAGAAGAACACUCCACGGCACAAAUGAGCCUCCGUCCUCUCCGCGCAGUCCGUUCCUUUGGUUGUUUUUAGAGCGUUCAAAUAAAGACAACAGCGAGCCCUCCAAACGAUGUAUGAAAACCAAGAGGCAUGCACACGUUGUCUCUGCGGGGAUCGUCUUUGUUUUGUUUUCGUUUCUUCCACGUCUCGAUUUAGGCAGCGACGGGCCUCGUCCUCGGACUGUCUCUAGGAUCUUCACACAAAAGCUAAGGAUCUCAAAGCACUGGAACAGCGCUGCACUUUUCAUUUGCUGUUUUUUGCUUCUUUUUCGUUCUCGGUGGUGGACGUGCCAGGGAGAGGAAGUCUCUGAAUGUGUCCUCUUCCUCUCGGUGUGACACAGAGGGAGGGAGAGAGACAAAUUCGCCCACGCCGGAGCUCGAACCGCAGACCUUUUCCUCCCCCCUUUAGCACCUCGCUGCCCACUUCCACUCCACACGAGACGAGACGGCGGCUUUUCGUUUUCACUUAACCCUUUUUAAAUGUUUGUUUGUGUAUUCGGUGGCUGAUUGUUGGUUCUCACGCUGCCAGGAAGUGGUCGAAGCCUUAGAAUAUGACUAGCAGAUUUCUUCGUCGUAUCUAUCGGAGUGAAGCGCAAAACAAAUAACUGUCGUAAUGAUGCUAGCUGGCCUUUACACGUGAACUUUGUGAAAGUGUGACAUAAGCAGCUGUUUCCAGUGGUGACGACGGGCACGCCUCCGUUCCACUGACUAGUAUUUAAGCUGCUUGUUCUAAAGCACUCCUCCCACUUCAACCCACCAGCCAGUCAUGCUGCUUUCUCCUCCUCUCUUACGAUAUCGUAUCGCUUUGACGUACAGCUGGCUGCUUUUCUAUUGGCUGAGGUGGCCAGUAAGACUUUCCUUCUGCGCUUUUGUAUCUUUCUGUCCAUGUAGUCACUUAUUAUUCCCACAACCAGUUCCUGAUAGAUGUUGUUUUUUAUGCCUGAAAACUGCUAAAUAUUCAGGAUGAGAAUUACCAUUUCAUGUGCCAGAGUGGCUUGUGGGUCGCAAAGAAACGCCUCAACGUGUUCGUAUUAAGCGAAAGAUGCCGCAAAUAAUGCGAUUAUUGGCCGUUCGGCCUUGUUUAUGAGGCGUAACCUGGGAGGAUGCAGACUGCCACUGCGAAACAUCUCGAUUUAAUGCCUUAACGCUGUUCGGACGGACGUGACGAAAUUCCUCCCAUGCCUUCAUACUGACCUGAAACGUGUCUCAUUCCCUUUAGGAACCUUGUUUGAGGGGGUUCGAGUCACCAAAUCAAAUACGAAUCGGAUUAUGUGGCAGAAAACGUCGAUUUGACGACCCAUCGAAGCAGCCCGUUUGUAAAUUCUGGUGGGGUUGAUAUAGUGGCCAUACGCGGUUCUGAGACGGGGCAGCCCUUGACCUCUUGCAUGGAUGAGGCAGUCCUUUCCUGAGCGCAGGAAUUACGUCAAAUGGGGUUAUAUGUGAAAUGAUUACUGUAGUUCCGUUGUUGUCGUCGUCUUUUUUUUUUUUUUUUUUUUUUUUUUUUUUACUUCAGAAAAUCGCUAAUCUCAGUCGUGAUGUUGCCUUGCUCAUUUUUUUUGUUUUGGGUUUCACCGUUCACCUAUUCACAGCAUUAAAUCCGUGCUUUUAAUUUGUGAUCUUUCUAAUGUAUAGUAAAUGUGAAUUAAUGUAAGAUUAAAUUAUAUGACUAUUAUUUUAUUUUAUUUUGAUCACCGUACAAAAGUUGAGAGAGAGAAGCCAUAGGAGUGUGUGGUGGACUGCACUGAAGUUUCGUUGGGCCCUUGUUUACUGAAUCCUACUGACCUCAUAAAGGAACGGAGGUAAACGGGGCCGUUUGAAGAAUCUACCGUGCCCGCUGUGCGUUUUGGAAAUCCUUCUCGAGGGCCGACGGAUGGAUGGCGUGCUUUGAAUGUUCCUACAAAAGCAGCGACGACUGUGUUGGACCAAAUAGAUACGCAAAUGGCCACAGAUUCUUUAUUAGCAUGUAUGUUUCCACCUCUUAACUCGUCAGUUAUCCAGCCAUCUAGUUUAUACAUGUAAAUAGUAACUUGAAAAGUGACCCAUUCACCUUCUGGAACAAUUUCCACCAUCUAGGAAUGUUGUCGAAUUUCGCCCCCCCCCCCUUGGCAGAUUAUUACCCCCCUAAUAUCGGUAGGUUUAGGAGUAGGUGUGAGGAUUAGGGGCGGAGUUAAGAUUAGGCAAUCCGGUAGCGACUUCAACGAUGGGGGUAAUAAUUUGGCAGGGGCGGGGUUGAAAUUCGCCACAACACCGGGAGUUGCGUUCAAAUACGCGGGUUUCGACUAACGCGUAUGAAACUUUCCAUGUUUUUCCGACGUGACGGUUAUUUAAUAGAUUUUCCUUAUGCUUAUCCACUUUGACGCAAGUCACUUUGGGUCUAAAUUAUUCUGUGAAAAGUACUUGAAUGAUACUCUUGGAAAUCCGCUUCUCGCACACGCGUCGGGCGACUUUUUAUUUAACGUUCUUCUCUUAACGAUAUGUAUUAUGUGCCUCGCUAGAGUUGAAAGACGAUUUAGUAUUUCUGGAUGUGCACUGCUUGCUAUCUGUCGCCAGGUGCUUCUGGCUCGAAGAAGUAUGGUUUUUUUGCAGGAUUUAACCCCUUAAUUGAUGUCCAAAGUCAAAGUGGCUCGUUACGGAGCCACUCGGAAUUGUUUCGUGGAUAUAAACGGAAUGUGAAAUUGUUUGGGAUUUAUGGUUAAGGAGGCACGCACUGGACUGUGCAGAUGUACUUUGGGAUUAUGAGCGGACGGCAAUUUGAGGCGCCAUCUGCUGGUUGAAAAUGACUCGUCCGUGUAAAACACUACACUAGACACUGAAAUCACACUCUGAUAUGCUAUUCGAAGUGGUUUGAUGAGGGAUGGCUAGAGCAGACAUUAUUCCGAUCAUAAUGACUACUGGCUCUCUUGUCAACUGCAAGGUGGUGAUUAAUUCAAACCAUCUUUCAUCUUUAAUUUUCCCUUUUUUAUGAUAUGUUUUUGUACCUUUUUUGUAGCUUUGGUUUUAAUAAAGAUGGUAUCCUUACAAUCAUGGCAUGUGAGGUUUAAAUAUAUUCAAUUAUUCUAUGAAAGUCAAGUCAUUCAGGAAGCGUUCUGGGUCCAUUCCAUUACCUUUUGCUUUUGCGUCACAGUUCUGGUCACUUUAAUGUGCUGCAGAUUUACACGCAGAGAGGUAAAUAGAGUUAUUCUCCUAAAGUUGAAGUUAGUGACAUUAAUGCAGAUUUUAUGUGCAUGGCUUUUGAUUCAGAAAGCAAUGGAAACUACUUGUGUAAAUGGGGCACUGAAGAACAUUGUGGGCAUGAAGUUGAUACACUGUUAUUCUGUGGCUGCAUAAUGCCUUAAACAUGCUACUGCAAGUCUGACCCCUCUGUGCGCUUGAGUUCGGCAGGUAAACGUCCACUGCGUUCUGUUUUGCGCUGUAUACUGUAUUGCCCUUCCAUUGUGUCUGCUACAGAGUCAUAGCUUCUUUUUUUUUUUCCCUCUUGAAAAAUGUAAUCAUUCCUGUCUCAAGAUUUUAGUUAAUGUGGGAGCCUGUUGAAUAUUUUUUUUUUUUAAGAACCACUCAUUUUUAAUGACCUCGGAAUGAUUAUAUUACAGGAGUCUGGUAGGAAAGCACUGCAAUAUUUGAAUUCUCUUUUUCCACGUUUUUUUGUAGUGUUUCUUUCAGUAAGGAUGUUUCUGUAAACAUUAAAAACAAAAUUGUACAGUUCUGCAAGAGUCAUUCUCUUGUUCUGGUCAUACUUACAAAGAUACUUUAAAUUUCAUUGUAUUAUGGAUUUAUUGUGUUGAAAUAUGAAUGUUACUUAAAUGUACUUCAAUGAUUUUACUUUCUCAAGGGCUUCAACUGUGAUGGACCCAUUUUGUUUUCUUCUCCUCUCUCUCUCUCUCUCUCUCUCUAAAUAUAUUUUGUUUUUAAGUUGCAGAAAGAUUAAGGCCUUAAUCUUAAUCUUAUUUAAAAUGCCUAUUUUCCUGAGGAGUCGUAUAAAGUUCCAUACAUAACCUUUCAAAUUAAAUUUUUAUUCCCUCCACUCUUAAAGGGAAACUCAAGUUUGCACCCUUUUUUAUGUAAAAUAAAAGAAAAUGUCUCUUAA
Megalobrama amblycephala (Wuchang bream) is the source of this 5853-nucleotide messenger RNA. RefSeq names its product casein kinase 1, gamma 1 (gene csnk1g1). The coding region runs from base 383 to 1759 and encodes 458 amino acids. Lineage: Eukaryota; Metazoa; Chordata; Actinopteri; Cypriniformes; Xenocyprididae. The transcript has 13 exons. The record is from RefSeq and is a predicted model, not a curated record. Gene Ontology annotation, cellular component: nucleus; cytoplasm; plasma membrane. Gene Ontology annotation, biological process: positive regulation of canonical Wnt signaling pathway; signal transduction; peptidyl-serine phosphorylation. Gene Ontology annotation, molecular function: ATP binding; protein serine/threonine kinase activity.